UAAAGAGAGAGGGAGACAGAGGUAGGGAGGGAGAUGGCUUCUAACGUAUUUGGAAACCCCAUCACAAACGCAACAUUAGAGGGGAUGCCAGAGUAUAUUGGGAAGAGAAUAGAUAAAAAAGAUAGGGCACAUGUGGCUAUGUAUAAGAAAAACGAUCAGGGGAAGGACGUCGACGCCCGAACACAUGUGGAGAAUUUGAAGAAGCAAUAUGGUAUUGGAGUGUCCUCACUUUGCCUUGUUUACAAUGCAACUGGCGAUACUUUAACAUAUGUUACUUGUAUUGAUUGGUAUGGCCACAUUGGGACCUCCCCAUACCAGAUCGCAAACGGGCAGUGGGGUGUGUUUUUGCACGUCAAAACUGCCGGACAGGCUACUGGAUCGGUUGCGGCUGUUGUGUAUCGCGGAAAGAAUGCGGUUGGUAGUAUCUGCGACUGGAUGCUGGCAUGGAGGAACCCAUGGAAUCGGCACCUUUUUACAAACACGGUCGAUACUGAUAUAGGGCCAGAAAAUCAUUUUAAGGCUGAAGUUUGGCGCACGGUCUAUAAUCGUUUGGUUAAGAAUGGCCUCUGCGUCAGAGCCCAAUGGAAUGGAUGUUUGUCAACCAUAUCAACUGGCUGCUUCACUUCCCCAGUAGUCGAAGCAAUACUCACUUUGGAAUGAAUGAGUUAUAUAUGAUGCACUCGUAACACUUUAAUUUCUCGUAUGGAAUGCCAUUAAACUUGGCAUGCAAAAUAAAAUGUGAUGAACGAGCGCUAUUACAUGUUGUAUUUGCUUAAAUCAUAAUCAGAUCAAGACCUGAAUCUCAAUAUAUGUAUAACUGUAAACUAAAUGUAUAAUGUUUAUCAAAAUAACGUAUAUGAUAUUUGGAGAAAGUAUUUUGGUCUAAUAUA
Molecule: messenger RNA, 890 nt
Organism: Malus domestica (apple)
Lineage: Eukaryota; Viridiplantae; Streptophyta; Magnoliopsida; Rosales; Rosaceae
Product: 23 kDa jasmonate-induced protein-like
Source: RefSeq, a predicted model, not a curated record